Molecule: messenger RNA, 943 nt
Organism: Suillus plorans
Lineage: Eukaryota; Fungi; Basidiomycota; Agaricomycetes; Boletales; Suillaceae
Exons: 4
Coding region: 83-874 (263 amino acids)
Source: RefSeq, a predicted model, not a curated record
GAGCGCUGAGAUCUGAGACUCGAUAUUCUGACUCACAGUUUCUAUACUAACAUAUUCUUUGCAAAUUUGAAGUCCACAUACUAUGGGCUCGUUUUCGUCGCCCUAUUGGCACCAGUGUGCCGAGUGCUGCCAACUUGCCGGGUCGUACCGUGAACCGCUCUACAAUAUUGUCGUUAGAGUCAGCUCUACAACAUGCCAAGACUGCGCUAACGUCAUCCCACCUCCUUUCCCUUCCCCAAUUUGCUCGGGAGGCCCCCCUACCGCGUGUCAAUGCUUGGGUGGACAAGUGCGAGCUGCCUGGUGCUAUGGCUCACUUGUGCUUAAUGCAUACUAUACUGCCUUUUCGCAUGGCAGAAGCCUUCUGACCAUCCAAACUCAACCAGCUCCCGGCAUAGAAGAAGAUUCUCGUCAAAUUGGAAGAUGCUCUUGGUUCGGACGCGGUUUGGCAGUUUCUACCGAUGAGAUCAGUCGUCUUCAAAACUCCAUCUCCCAUCUAAAACACACGCAAGAAAGAACUCCAGGAAUAUGCAGACGACCCAGACAUCGCACAAGCAAUAAAAAAACCAGACAGCAUCGCAAGAUGAGUGAAUAUUCAUGCUCAAAUUGGCACUCACUCGGCGUGGAGAAUCGAAUGCCACUAGCGCUCAGUAUGACCUUCCUCCUGAACCGGAACCUGAAAGUAGAAAUGGUAGGCAUGCCAGUGGUCGAUUUGGGACUGGGGAUAAUGGACUCGAGCCGUUGGAUGCACCUCUCCCGGGAGAUAGCUCGGGUUUGGGGCCAUCAAAUUCGACUGGGGAGGAUGGAGAAGACAGUGGUGUGCAUUUUUAGUCCUUCAUCAUCCUUUAUCAUAAUUGCCGCAUUGUACAUCAUCUAAUCACUUUAUGCAUUGGUUAGGCAAGAUGUCACGAAUUGAUCCUUUCAGUGCCAGUGAGCUCUGGUUAAU